Molecule: messenger RNA, 330 nt
Organism: Fusarium redolens
Lineage: Eukaryota; Fungi; Ascomycota; Sordariomycetes; Hypocreales; Nectriaceae
Exons: 2
Coding region: 1-330 (109 amino acids)
Cellular component (GO): Golgi apparatus
Source: RefSeq, a predicted model, not a curated record
AUGUAUCCUCAACAUUUGCUUCUCUAUUGCGUCACAGGUAUGGAAUACUACCAAGUAAAAGGCGCCACUGAGAGAGUCAGUCGGGGUUACGACAUGUACAAAAAGCCUUUUGCAGACAAUAAUAUGCCGCAUUGGGAAAUGGCUCGCCCAAUGUCAAUUACCUGUGUGGCUAUAGCAUCGGCAUGCAGUCUUUGUAUGUGUACAUUGGCUUAUUACCUUCACAUGGAGUUCUCCUGGUCUUUGUACGAGCACAUCAGCCCAGAUCUGAGGAUGACAGCAAGAUAUGUCAAGUACCUGGCAUAUCUUGUGCUUCUCAAAGUCUCCCUUUGA